Messenger RNA from Fonsecaea pedrosoi CBS 271.37, 1473 nucleotides. RefSeq lists its product as uncharacterized. Lineage: Eukaryota; Fungi; Ascomycota; Eurotiomycetes; Chaetothyriales; Herpotrichiellaceae. The coding region runs from base 1 to 1473 and encodes 490 amino acids. Gene Ontology annotation, cellular component: membrane. Gene Ontology annotation, biological process: transmembrane transport. The record is from RefSeq and is a predicted model, not a curated record. The transcript has 5 exons. Gene Ontology annotation, molecular function: transmembrane transporter activity.
AUGUCCAAAUCGCAGACAAUGACCAUCUCGCCGACUGAUGGGGCUUAUCAACCUCAUCAUCGUCAUCGCCAGGACGGUCCAUCCACAACACCCGAGACAUUCGAACUGAGUCUCAAAACACCCACAAAGUCACUACGAGAACUCACCCGUCGAGUCGUCCAGGGAGGUAAAGCUUCAUUACCAACGACCGGAGGCGCCCAAACAUCAUCGUCAUCGGACGAAGAAGAAAUCACUGUUCACAAUGGAAUGCCUGCGCCAGUCAAUGCGCCGCCGGCCAUUCAGCGGUGGAAUAUGCCCAGGGGAAAUAUCGGUCGUCUAGGAUUUGCCUUUUUCUCAUUCAUCGUCACGGGUCUCAACGACGGUGCUGUCGGAGCACUGAUCCCAUACCUCGAGACGUACUAUCACCUGAACUACACGACCGUCUCUCUGAUUUUCCUCACCCCCUUUGCAGGCUACUCCCUCGCCGCAUUCACCAAUGCCGCCAUCCACACGAAACUGGGCCAGCGAGGGAUCGCCAUCCUCGCUCCCCUGUGCCACAUCAUCACCUACGCCGUCUUGUCCGCGCACCCGCCAUUCCCCGUCCUCGUCGUGAUCAACACCGUCUCCGGCUUCGGCAACGGCCUCACCGACGCCUGUUUCUGCGCCUGGAUCGGCGCCAUGGACAAGGCCAACGCCGUCCAGGGUUGCCUGCACAGUUUCUACUCGGUCGGCGCGCUGAUCGCCCCGCUGAUUGCCACGUCCAUGGUCGUCCAUGCGAAGCUGCCGUGGUACACGUUUUACUACUUCAUGACUGGCAUGUCGGCCCUAGAAUUCAUCGGUCUCAGCACCGUUUUCUGGCACAAGACAGGGGAGGUGUACCGAAUCGAGCAUCCACGGGACACCGAGGCGACGGGCGGCCGCACUAAGGAGGCGCUGAAGUCGAAAAUCACCUGGAUCUGCUCUGCCUUCUUUUUCACGUACAUGGGCAUUGAAGUCGGACUCGGCGGUUGGAUCGUGACCUUCAUGCUACGCGUCCGGUCGGCCUCGCCCUCCGCGUCAGGCUACUCCGGCACAGGCUUCUGGGCGGGGAUGGCGCUGGGCCGAGCGUGCUUGGGGUUCGUGACCGAGCGGUUCGGCGAACGCGUCUGCAUCUCCAUCUACCUGGCGCUGUGCCUUGCGCUGCAGCUGAUCUUCUGGCUUGUGCCGACGUUCCUCGUGUCCGCCGUGGCCGUGGCAUUUCUCGGAUUCUUCCUCGGCCCCAUGUUCCCCGGCUGCGUCAUGAUGGCGGCGAAACUGCUCCCGCGACACAUCCACGUCAGCAGCAUCGGCUUCGCCAUGGCGCUCGGCGGCACCGGCGGCACCGUCUUCCCCUUCGCCAUCGGCGCCAUCGCCGCGUCCAAGGGCGUCAAGGUCCUCCAGCCCAUCAUCCUCGCGCUGCUCGUCGUGCUCUUGGGCCUGUGGUUGAGUUUUCCCAGGGUGAAGAAGAGGGAGUAA